Molecule: messenger RNA, 2749 nt
Organism: Dendronephthya gigantea
Lineage: Eukaryota; Metazoa; Cnidaria; Anthozoa; Malacalcyonacea; Nephtheidae
Product: pantothenate kinase 4-like
Exons: 23
Coding region: 60-2465 (801 amino acids)
Biological process (GO): coenzyme A biosynthetic process
Cellular component (GO): cytosol; nucleus
Molecular function (GO): pantothenate kinase activity; ATP binding
Source: RefSeq, a predicted model, not a curated record
CAUGUAAGUUGAAUUACAGUAUUAAACGAUUCAACAAGCUGAAGAAGAGGGAAAAAAGAAUGAACGAAAAUAAAGAAAGUGAAGCAGAAUCUAGUGACUAUCAUGAGAACAAUUUGCCCAUUAAUUUGCCUCAAGCAUUUCGAGAUCUGAAAUUUGCUAAGAGAAUGGCUAUUGACAUUGGGGGCUCUUUGACAAAGGUUGCUUAUGUAUCAGCAUUUUCCAGAAAGAGACCAAAAACCCAAACUUAUGCUACUGUGGAUGAUGACGAGAUGACACUUGGCCAGAAGUGUCGUGCAUCAUCGUUUCCAUUGUAUGAAGUGAAGGAGGAAGAGGACUCAGGGGAGAGGUUACAUUUUGUAAAAUUUGAAACAAAAUUCCUGGAGAAAUGCCUUGAUUUCAUUCAACAAAACUUGUCCAGUGAACCUGGGUCAACAGAAAAGAAUAAAGCUUUGAAAGUAACAGGUGGUGGUGCAUUUAAGUAUAAAGAUGAAAUAACAAAGAAGCUAGGUGUCAGAGUCGACAAAGAAGACGAAAUGCAAUGUUUAAUAAAGGGAUGUAACUUCAUGCUUCAUAAUAUUCCAAAUGAGGUUUUUGAAUUUCAUCGAGAUCAAAGACCGCAGUAUGUUUUCAAAAACCUGCUUGAAACUGAUUUAUUUCCAUAUUUGUUGGUCAACAUUGGUUCCGGAGUCAGCAUUCUUAAGGUUGAUUCGUUUGAUAGUUUUGUUCGCGUUGGAGGAACAAGCAUGGGAGGGGGAACGUUUUGGGGCCUGGGCUCCCUCCUUACCAGUGCUAAGGGAUUUGACGAUUUACUGGAUCUUGCGCAUGGUGGCCAACAUACUAAUGUUGAUAUGCUGGUAAAAGAUAUCUACGGCGGAGAUUACUCAUUAAUAGGUUUGCCAGGUGAUCUAACUGCGUGUACGUUUGGUAAGGCAGUUAGGUCAGCCGUGUCGGAGACAGCAACGAACGUCAACAGAACCAAAGGAUUCUCGGAGAAGGACAUAGCGAAAAGUCUUUUACAUAUGAUUAGCAAUGAUAUUGGCCAGCUAGCUUCUCUUCACGCAAAGCUUCAUGGUCUGAAGAGAAUUUUUUUUGGUGGCUUCUUCAUUCGAGGUUACCCAAUAACAAUGCAUACUAUAACAUUUGCAAUCAAUUAUUGGUCCAAGGGGAAACAAAAGGCGUUGUUUUUACGUCACGAGGGAUAUUUAGGGGCCAUUGGGGCUUUUAUUAAAGGAGCAGAAGAAGAAGCAGCUUAUAAUGGUUCGCCGUUAUUUUGGAACUGGGGGGAAAAUUAUGCUGGUAGCUCAGGCCUACCGACGAAAACAUUUAAGACACCGGAACAUCGACCAGAUGCUAAGUGUGAUGUAUUGGAAUUAGACAGAAUGGAUAGAUCUCUUCUACCAUUUCCAUUGCUGUACCGUCCAAGUAAAUACCAUCCAGAUACUGAAGACUUGACAGCGGAUGAAACUGCGCGGGAAUAUUGGUUGGAUUGUUUCGAAUCCGGAUUACACAUGGUCGUAUCUCAGGCAAUUGCAAGUCAGGUAGAAUUAUCUGAUGCUAAAGAGAGGGCCGAGCAGUUCAGAAACAAAUACCUGGAACGGCUGAAAGUUUUACGUAAGAAGCCAUUUGCUUAUGGAAAUUUGACAGUCAGAAGUUUGCUAGAUACAAGGGAACAGAUUUUAAACGAAUUCCAGUUUUCUGACCCGUACGCUCUUGUGAAACAGAAAGAGAAUGAAGCUGCCCUAGAAAAUUUGACCAAGCGACUUGCAGAUCUGGACAAGUUAUCCUGGUAUGAUAGACAAAUUGAAAUUAUUAAAGGAAUUUUGGCUGGAAAUGUUUUUGACUGGGGAGCUAAUGAAGUUGUAAAAUUAAUGAGGGAUGGUGAUUUCCAUUUCGAAACAGCAAGAAAGAAAUUACAAGCAAGACCAUGGCUUAACGAUGAUGUUGAUGAUUGGGUAACAAGAUUGAAGGGACCACCUCACAAGAUGGCUGUGAUGUUUGUGGACAACAGUGGUGUGGAUAUUGUUCUUGGAGUAUUUCCUUUUGCCCUAGAAUUGCUUUCCCGUGGAACUGUGGUGAUACUUGCUGCGAAUUCCCGCCCCGCAUUAAAUGAUGUAACAUACGGAGAGCUGCAGAUUAUUACGGAAAAAGUGGCAGCAAUUAACCCAGUUAUACGACAAGCAGUACUGGAGAAGAGAUUAAUAAUAAUGGAGUCAGGGACGUUUUCGCCAUGUCUAGAUUUAAGACGCGUCGACGCUGAGCUGGCGAAAACAUGCGCGAAAGCGGACUUGGUUGUUUUAGAAGGAAUGGGAAGGGCGAUUCACACAAACUAUGACGCCUUUUUCACUUGUGAAUCACUCAAAAUAGCUGUUAUAAAAAACCAGUGGCUGGCUAAAAGACUUAAUGGAGACAUGUAUAGUGUAGUUUUCCGUUACAAAUGUGGAGUCGGCUCUCCAGAGAGGACAUGAAUCCGCGAUAUUUUAUAUAUUCUACAUACUUGGCAAACACCAUAUAGUCUUCUCAAGUCAAGAUUCUCGUCGGCAGACUUCAUGUUCCCUUGGAAUGUUUUUUUAUACGAGGUUUUUUAAACAAGAAGAGUAACGAUUUUGAUGUCAGCAUAUAUAUAUAUCAACAUAUCAAGACAAGAUGCAUUCGACAUUAUUACUGAAUUCGCCAUUUUCACGAAACGACCAUCAACAAACAAUAAAAUCCAGAUCAACCUUAUUUUUUUACCUUCAAUUAAAAAAGUGGG